AUGGAACCUUCCCUCGUCAACGACGCCACAUUCUCUGCCUCUAACCCGUCCUUGUCCGAGAUUUGGCCCUCGCAUUUCCCCUCCACCAACAAGAGACCCUCUUCUCUUCUGCUUCACACUCACAAUCUCUCUCCCAACAAUGAUAAACACGUUAAGUUAUCACCACCCUCACUUACACAUCAAAACGCUCCGUUCCAGGCGCCUCAACCCGACGCCACUUCCGUAGCCGCUGACAAGUCACCCCUUCAAACUCCCAAACCCAAGCCGGACUACAUACACGUGCGAGCCAGAAGAGGCCAAGCCACCGAUAGCCACAGUCUCGCCGAAAGAGCUAGAAGGGAAAAGAUCAGUGAGAGGAUGAAAAUUCUUCAAGAUUUAGUCCCCGGGUGUAGCAAGGUAAUUGGUAAAGCGCUUGUCCUGGAUGAGAUAAUUAAUUAUAUCCAGUCAUUGCAGCGUCAGGUUGAGUUCCUUUCAAUGAAGCUUGAGGCAGUUAAUUCACGAUUGAGUAUGAGCCCUUCUAUUGAAUGUUUUCCUUCAAAAGAAGUUGCAACUCAGCCAUUCGACCUUUCCGGAAUAAUAUUUGGAUCACAACCGGCCAGGGGAUAUGCUCAAGGUUCACAACCUGGAUGGCUGCAUAUGCAAAUAACUGGUGGUUCAAGGGAGAUUCAUUGA
Messenger RNA from Sphenostylis stenocarpa, 672 nucleotides. The record is from the annotation of a GenBank genome assembly. Lineage: Eukaryota; Viridiplantae; Streptophyta; Magnoliopsida; Fabales; Fabaceae.